AUGGCCUCAGUCGCGUACAUCUGGAGUCCAGAACUUCAGCGUGCCGCAGACGAGCUCCCAGCAAAUGUGGGCCGCUCGAGUCUCGUUCACGGUCUUGUCCGCGCCCUUGGGUUGCUCGAAAACAGCCUCGAAACAGCCGGGGAGGUAAAGGACGGUGUGGAUGGCGGAAGGGAAGCUUGCGGUAACGGAGAGGGCAACGGAGAAGGCAGCGGAGAAGGCAACGAGAACGGCAACGUAGACGGCGACGGCGAAGGCGAUGGCGACGGAAACGGACACAGUGGCGUAUGCCCCAGUUCGGCCGCAUCCAUGAGUCCGCGAAGCCAUGACGAAGAUACCGACGACGACGACCACGGGGAACCAGUGGAGCCACCAAUACACGGCGUCCGUCUCGUUCCUCCGGAUCCUUCGCUCGCCACACGCGCCGAACUAAGACGUUAUCAUGACCAGCGUUACCUCGACUAUGUGCUCCAGCCCUACGCCGCCUCCUCAUCCUCCUCAUCCUCCUCUUCCUCCGACUCUGAUGCUUCCUCCGACAAUGAGGACGGACCUCGUAAACGUCGCCGCGAAGCUAUGGGCCUAGAAGACGAUUGCCCACGCUUUCCCGCGCUGCGCGCCUACGUGCCUCUUGUCGCGGCCGCGACGCUCACCGCCUGCCGCCUCCUGGCCCGCGGAACGGCAAGGACAGCUAUAGUAUGGGACGGGGGCCGACACCACGCUCUACGCGCCAAAGCGAGUGGAUUCUGCUACGUCGCAGAUGCGGUGCUGGGUAUCCUGCUCCUCGCACGGGAGGGCAUGCCACGCUCACACCUCUCCGCCUCUGCCACUGCUAUUCCACAGCGCACACGCCGCGCGCGCAUCAUGUAUCUCGACAUGGACCUGCACUAUGGCGAUGGCGUUGCCACGGCCUUUACCUCCCCCACGCACUAUCCUUAUCCGCUGCUAGGGCGACCUCGCGCGCCACAAGUCCUGACUUUGUCCAUCCAUCAUCAAAGCCGCGUCUUCUUCCCUCCCGGGGCGCCAGGCCUAACAUCCUCCAACACGCCGCAUCCUUUCUCACUCUCUCUUCCGCUAGCGGCGUUUGCCCAUGCUCCCUCCUAUGCCCGUGCGUGGAAGUGCGUCGAGAUGAUCAAGGCCGCGUGGGACCCAGAUUAUGUGGUGUUGCAGCUUGGCGUGGACGGUCUGCCCGGUGACCGCAUCGGACAGUGGGGCGCUUGGAGUCCUCAUGGCGAGGGUGGAAGUACGUGGGUGGUCCAGAGGGUGAUUGGGUGGGGCGUGCCGAGCGCCGUGUUGGGCGGUGGGGGUUACGAGCACGCCAACGCGGCACGGGCGUGGGCACUCGCCACGGGGGUGAUAGUCGGCAAAGAGAUCAGCCCGAAAAUGGACGUGCCCGACCACGAGAACAUCGAGGCGUUCGCGCCCGGGUUUACCCUCGAGGUGCCGGAGAGCAACGUGCCGGAUGAGAACACAGAAGACGCGCUCGCCGCGGCAGAGAGUGCGUUCGAAGUGCUGGCCGAGCGCAUUCGCGAGAUCGUGGCGCUGUAG
This is a messenger RNA of Cutaneotrichosporon oleaginosum, 1542 nucleotides long. RefSeq lists its product as uncharacterized. Gene Ontology annotation, molecular function: histone deacetylase activity. Gene Ontology annotation, cellular component: Rpd3L-Expanded complex; nucleus. The record is from RefSeq and is a predicted model, not a curated record. Gene Ontology annotation, biological process: negative regulation of transcription by RNA polymerase II. Lineage: Eukaryota; Fungi; Basidiomycota; Tremellomycetes; Trichosporonales; Trichosporonaceae.